AAGCAUUGAUUAAAAAAAGAAAAAACCCGAAAUAGAAAGAUGGAGCAGAUAAUCACGGCGAGUCGUAGUGUGAAGCCAUCAUCUCCAACUCCGCUUGCAUCCAAAACCCACAAACUAUCAUUUCUCGACCAAGUUGCACCACCAGUUUACCUCACCCUCAUCUUCUUCUACGAAAAUGCUCAAUCUCAGCAGCACGAUGAAAUCUCGCGACGUCUCAAACAAUCUCUGUCGGAGAUCCUUACCAUCUUCUAUCCCUUGGCAGGCACAAUCAAGCAAAACACAUUCGUCGACUGCAACGACUCCGGAGCCAAUUUCGCGGAGUCCCGAGUUCACGCCCGCCUCGCACACUUCACACAAAACCCUAAAAUGGAGCAACUUGGAAAACUAAUCCCCGCCGGCUUCUCAUCCGCCGCAGAUAACCCCACUCUCUCAGUAAAAACCAGUUACUUCGACUGCGGAGGAGUCGCCGUCGCCGUCUUUUUCCCACACACAAUAGGCGAUACCUCAUGCUUCGCAACGUUCAUGAACGCGUGGGCGGCCGCUUCCCGCGGGGAAGCUUCUAGAAUCAUCCAUCCCUCGUUCGAUCUGGCGCUCCGGUUCCCUCCGAGAGACAUAUUCGUCUCCGGAUUCCGUGCGGGAGUCACGGAGGAGAAAAUCGCGACGAGGAGGUUGGUUUUCGACAAGGAGAAGGUGGAGAGCAUUAGGGAGUUGGAAGCUUCUAGAAGCGAGGUGAAGGAUCCGAGCAGAGUGGAAGCCGUCUCGGCUUUCCUCUGGCGGAGCUUCAUCCGCGCGCAUAAACAAACGGGGAGGGGAGAAACCGAAACGGCGUCGUUCCCGACGUGUCACAUGGUGAGCAUGAGGCGGCGGGCGGCGCCCCCGGUGGCGGAUCGCGCCUUCGGGAACUGCUUCACGCUAGCUCCGGCGGUUGCGUCCGGAGAUGGAGAUGAGGAGGAUGUGCUGGUGUCGAGAUUGAGGGCUGCCAUACGAGGAGUGGACGAGGAUUACGUCGCAGCCAUCGGCGACGGAGAGUUCGCUCGAGCGGCGCUGGAUGAAAUGGGCAGACACUUUGGAUGGGGAAACUGUGUUUUCACGAGCUGGUUGAGGUUUCCGUUGUACGAUGUGGAUUUCGGAUGGGGGAAGCCGGUUAGGGUUUGCCCGGGGACGAUGCCGUACAUGAAUCUGGUGAUUCUUAUGGACACUCCGUCUGGAGAUGGUAUCGAAGCGUGGAUUAACGUUCCUCACGACCAAUUCUUCCAAUUCAUACAAGCCGAUUACAAUAUGCUCCUCACUUAAUUAAUUAACUUAAUUAGUGAGGGUGAUUACACUUUUGUAUCACAUAAUAAACCUAUUAGUGACCA
This is a messenger RNA of Salvia miltiorrhiza (redroot sage), 1358 nucleotides long. Its product is annotated as stemmadenine O-acetyltransferase-like. The record is from RefSeq and is a predicted model, not a curated record. The transcript has a single exon. Bases 40 to 1293 code for a protein of 417 amino acids. Lineage: Eukaryota; Viridiplantae; Streptophyta; Magnoliopsida; Lamiales; Lamiaceae.